Molecule: messenger RNA, 1691 nt
Organism: Talpa occidentalis (Iberian mole)
Lineage: Eukaryota; Metazoa; Chordata; Mammalia; Eulipotyphla; Talpidae
Gene: SSBP3
Product: single stranded DNA binding protein 3
Exons: 18
Coding region: 62-1228 (388 amino acids)
Biological process (GO): positive regulation of transcription by RNA polymerase II
Cellular component (GO): nucleus
Molecular function (GO): protein binding; single-stranded DNA binding
Source: RefSeq, a predicted model, not a curated record
GGAGCGGCCGGAGCGCGAGCGGCGGCGGCGGCGAGGCUCGGCGCCCUCUUCUCUGCAAACCAUGUUUGCCAAAGGCAAAGGCUCGGCGGUGCCCUCGGACGGGCAGGCUCGGGAAAAGUUAGCUUUAUACGUCUACGAAUACUUACUGCACGUAGGAGCACAGAAAUCUGCACAGACCUUCUUGUCCGAGAUUCGAUGGGAAAAAAACAUCACGUUGGGAGAACCGCCUGGGUUUUUGCACUCCUGGUGGUGUGUAUUUUGGGACCUUUACUGUGCAGCUCCUGAAAGGCGAGACACUUGUGAACAUUCAAGUGAAGCAAAGGCCUUUCAUGAUUACAGCGCAGCAGCCGCCCCGAGCCCCGUGCUUGGCAACAUUCCCCCCAACGAUGGGAUGCCAGGAGGCCCCAUCCCGCCAGGUUUCUUUCAGGGUCCUCCGGGGUCACAGCCCUCGCCGCACGCACAGCCUCCACCUCACAAUCCCAGCAGCAUGAUGGGACCCCACAGUCAGCCUUUUAUGUCACCGAGAUACGCAGGCGGCCCCAGGCCUCCGAUCAGAAUGGGAAACCAGCCUCCGGGAGGAGUUCCUGGAACACAGCCCCUGCUGCCCAAUUCCAUGGACCCCACACGACAACAAGGGCACCCCAACAUGGGAGGAUCAAUGCAGCGAAUGAACCCUCCCCGAGGCAUGGGACCCAUGGGUCCUGGCCCCCAGAAUUACGGCAGCGGCAUGAGACCACCACCCAACUCCCUCGGCCCCGCCAUGCCCGGGAUUAACAUGGGCCCGGGAGCUGGCAGACCCUGGCCCAAUCCUAACAGUGCUAACUCAAUUCCAUACUCCUCCUCAUCGCCGGGUACCUAUGUGGGACCUCCUGGUGGUGGUGGCCCCCCUGGAACACCCAUCAUGCCUAGUCCUGCAGAUUCAACAAAUUCCAGUGACAACAUCUACACAAUGAUUAAUCCGGUGCCGCCUGGAGGCAGCCGGUCCAACUUCCCGAUGGGUCCAGGCUCGGACGGUCCAAUGGGAGGCAUGGGUGGCAUGGAGCCACACCACAUGAAUGGAUCACUAGGGUCAGGUGACAUAGAUGGACUUCCAAAAAAUUCUCCUAACAACAUAAGUGGCAUUAGCAAUCCUCCUGGCACCCCUCGAGACGAUGGCGAGCUAGGAGGGAACUUCCUCCACUCUUUCCAGAAUGACAAUUAUUCCCCAAGCAUGACGAUGAGUGUGUGACCCCUCCUCUUCUCCACGACGCUGAGAGAGCCGGCAUUGCAGGCGGGAAGAUGCCAGAAAUUAUGCAAGAAGAAGUGAGGUGUCAUUACCCAGGAGCUGGGGGAGGGGCAUCUCCCCGCUCCUCCACCCCACCUUCCCCCCCACUCCCCCAUCUUUCCCAAUUUUAGUUUCAUGCAAUAAAAAGGCCGAACUUUUUAUUUCAUAAAACAUGAAGGACAAAACUCAAAAUAAAAAUAUAUUUCAAAUCAAUGACCAGAAAAAUCCCACCCCUUGCCCUUUCCCUGAAGGACCUUUUAUGUACAUGACACUUUUUUUGUUGUUUUUUUUUGUUUGGGGGUUUUACCGUUGUUGGGAUUUUUUUUAUUUGUUUUCAGGGGGGUUUUUUUGGGGAAAAAUUUUUAAAAAUGGAAGCUUCUAGCAAGCCCAUCCCACCCGACCCAGUCAACCUCUUUGCUUUCUUCUU